AUGGACAUUGACGAUAUCCUCCGCGAGGUCGACCCCCAAACGCACCAGAUUCCCCGCCAGACACGCGACCUGCAAGCCUUGACACGUCGAUGGAUCGCAGAGAGGUCUGCGCCGGAGCUCCUAGCCUGGCCGUCGGACGGGCUGCUCGAGCGCGUAAAUGACCAGAUCAAGGCGCAAAUCGAAAGGAUCGAGAACAUGACGGGCGACAUGGAUCCAAAGACCAACUUCUCCCUCAUCGUAAUCCAGACCGAACUAGAGCGAUACAGAUUUCUCGUUCGGAGCUAUCUGCGCGCUCGAAUCGCAAAGAUUGACAAGCAUACCCUCCAUUACCUCUCGACGGAAGAGAUGCGAAGCCGACUGUCAUCCACGGAACUCGCCUACGCGACGCGCCACCAGGCCCUCCUCCACAACCACUACCUCUCCUCCUUCCUCGCCGCCUUCCCCGAGAAGCUGCAGAACCUCAACGACACGGCCGGCAACGUCAGCAUGAUCGACUCACCAGACCUGGACACGGCCGUCUUCAUCCGCAUGCUCCGCGACAAGGACGUCCACGGCCGCGGCACCGACGCCGACGUCACGCUGUCGGCGUCAAACGGCGACAUUUUGAUCCUGCGGUGGUCCAACGCCCGGCAGCUGGUGCUCGACAUGGACGCGGAAUUGGUAUAG
Cordyceps fumosorosea ARSEF 2679 is the source of this 666-nucleotide messenger RNA. Its product is annotated as DNA replication complex GINS protein sld5. Gene Ontology annotation, biological process: DNA-templated DNA replication; double-strand break repair via break-induced replication. Lineage: Eukaryota; Fungi; Ascomycota; Sordariomycetes; Hypocreales; Cordycipitaceae. The record is from RefSeq and is a predicted model, not a curated record. The transcript is spliced from 3 exons. The coding region runs from base 1 to 666 and encodes 221 amino acids. Gene Ontology annotation, cellular component: GINS complex.